GGAAUACUUUUCUCUCCGGCGGCACAACCGCCAUCACCACCGCUAUCACCACCGCCAACUUUUAUAUCUGUACUUCUUAACGCGCUUAUUCUUCCAAUAGCUGUAUAGCUUGCAUCUGUUCUGUCUAUAGUGAAGAUCCAGAUUCAGACAACGUGAAAAAGAGGGAGAUUUUUCGUAUCUUCAAGCUCGCACUCAUAUCGAUGCGUAUCUAAUCUAAUCUCUUCACUUUUACCUAUCUGAAUUUGGAUUUUUUGCUUUAUUGUUUUUGUUGAAUCGAAUCACUUUUCAGCCACCUGAAUGGAGCUGAAUCCGUUGGCUAAUGAUGAUCAUCAACAGAAAACGUUACGAUUUACAAAUGUAGCUUGUUAGAUAUAGUUUUUUUUUUUUGGAGGAAACUUGAAUUAUUUCUGUUACAUUUACGUGCAUACAAAGUGUUUGAUAUUUGUUGUUAAUGAACCUAUGAAGAAUUUGAAUUGGCUUAAGCACAUUUCGUACAAUGGGAAGUUGGAGAGGAGGUUAUCUCUUGGUGAAUACAAGAGAGCUGUUUCAUGGUCGAAGUAUUUAGUGUCAUCUGGAGGUGAGAUAAAAGCGAAAGGUGAAGAAGAAGAAGAAUUGGAAUGGAGUGCAGAUAUGUCACAGCUGUUUAUCGGGAACAAAUUCGCCAUGGGAAGACACAGUAGGAUUUACAGAGGAGUUUAUAAGCAGAAAGAUGUUGCUGUUAAGCUUAUUAGUCAGCCUGAAGAAGAUCCCGAUUUGGCUUCUAUGUUGGAAAAACAGUUCACUUCUGAGGUCGUCUUGCUUUUUCGUCUCAAGCAUCCCAAUAUCAUCACUUUUUUUGCAGCUUGCAAGAAACCACCGGUGUUUUGUAUAAUCAACGAGUAUCUGGCUGGUGGUUCCCUGAGGGCAUUUCUUCAUCAGCAGGAGCCAUAUUCACUGCAUCCCAAUCUAGUUUUAAAGUUGGCCAUUGACAUUGCAAGAGGAAUGCAAUAUCUCCACUCUCAAGGUAUAAUUCAUAGGGAUCUCAAAUCCGAAAAUCUACUUCUUGGUGAAGAUAUGUGUGUAAAAGUAGCRGAUUUUGGUAUCUCRUGUUURGAAUCUCAAUGUGGYAGUGCAAAGGGAUUUACRGGUACUUAUCGUUGGAUGGCACCAGAAAUGAUCAAAGAACAGAAACACACAAAGAAAAUUGAUGUCUACAGUUUCGCGGUUGUCUUGUGGGAGCUUUUAACUGCGUUGACACCAUUUGACGAUAUGACUCCAGAACAGGCUGCAUUUGCAGUAUGCCAAAAGAACGCUAGACCACCACUGGCGGCAUCAUGUCCAAAGGCGUUCCGUGAACUCAUCAACCGCUGCUGGUCUAGUAAACCAUGUAAGCGGCCUGGUUUCAAUGAAAUCGUCAAAGUGUUGGAACGAUACGCGGCUUCCGUUGAGCAAGAUCCCGACUUUCUUGCAACAUAUGAACCUGGCGACGAUCGUACUUUGUUGAGAUGCUAUCCCGGGUGCCGCAAAUCGGCUUCGGCAAGAUCAUAAGAAUUGUUAUGAUCAUGGAUGCAUGAUGCUGGAUUAUUUACCAAGGUAUCAUCAACAUCUUGUUGCUUGAUAUAAACUCAGUUGGUCCAAUUAUAUAAUUAUAUAUCAUAUAUAUAUGAU
Messenger RNA from Cynara cardunculus var. scolymus (artichoke), 1647 nucleotides. Its product is annotated as serine/threonine-protein kinase HT1-like. The transcript is spliced from 4 exons. NCBI's taxonomy places the organism in Eukaryota, Viridiplantae, Streptophyta, Magnoliopsida, Asterales, Asteraceae. The record is from RefSeq and is a predicted model, not a curated record. Gene Ontology annotation, molecular function: ATP binding; protein kinase activity. Bases 460 to 1527 code for a protein of 355 amino acids. Gene Ontology annotation, biological process: protein phosphorylation.